Molecule: messenger RNA, 6078 nt
Organism: Ostrea edulis (European flat oyster)
Lineage: Eukaryota; Metazoa; Mollusca; Bivalvia; Ostreida; Ostreidae
Product: centromere protein C-like
Exons: 24
Coding region: 287-5191 (1634 amino acids)
Biological process (GO): kinetochore assembly; spindle attachment to meiosis I kinetochore; attachment of mitotic spindle microtubules to kinetochore
Cellular component (GO): kinetochore
Molecular function (GO): centromeric DNA binding
Source: RefSeq, a predicted model, not a curated record
GGGUUGGGAUGACCCGUUUCCGUUUCCUAAUGAUAAUUCAUUAAUACUAUCACUUUGACUUUUAGAAAUACCCUUUGUAGUUCAUUCAAGUAAAUAGAAUAUUUUGCCAUCAUAUUCUAUAAUUUAUUGAAAGUUACAUCUCUAUGUAAAAGUGAGGUUUAUUCGGAAAUAAUUUCUCCAUAGCGUGACUUUUCAGCUUUAGAUUUUUGAAACCGAAUGGCGGAAAAAACAAACUUCUUUGCCGUAUGAGGGCCCAGAAAUUAAUUACAUUUGCCACAAAAAAGAGAUGCCGAAAAGAGGCAGCAGAAAGCGUUUUGUGAAUCCCUUCAAUACACAAUAUGGAUGGAGAACUGGUAUUGACACAACAGCGGGAAAGAGUAUUCGGAGAGAUGCUGAUGGAUUCGAGGACUUCAGGGAUUACUUAUCAGAAUCAGAGGCUGAGACAACGUCAGAAUUGUCCAGACUUGAAGAUGCCUACAAGAUGAAGGAGAAUAGACAGGGUCACCUUCACAGGUCAAAGGUCACAGUGAAGGGUCCCAGCCUUUCCCAGCCCUGUGCCCACUCCACAGCUUACUCUUCUAUGUGUAGCCAGACGUCGCGUGGAAGGACCCUGUCACAGAUACCCGGGGAUACCCUGGGGAUCUCCUCCAUUACCAACAGCCAGGUUUCAGACAACAAUGCGCUUGGCUGGCUGUGGAACAGAAACAUUGGCAGACGGACAGGGCGAGACGUGACGGAAGGAAAGGUCAUCCGAGUGGAUGAGAAAGGAUAUGAGAUAUUUGAAGAUUUUCUCUCUGAAUCUGAGCCAGACAGUUUAAGCAGCUCUGGUAUGGCCAGCCGUCUGUCUAGAACUAGUGUCAAUUUCACAAGAGAACCUUCAAAACUGACUGAAGAUCAUACAGAUUAUGGUGACGAGUCCACUGAUGCUGAGGAAUCAAAUUCAGUUGAAGUAUCAAGGAGCCAGUUAGCAGGAGAAAUCAUCUUAAAGGAUGAGAAUACACAGACAGAAGACACACCCACCUACACCCACGCUCAGUCCACAGACAGGCCCACCUACACCCACACUCAGUCCACAGACAGGCCCACCUACACCCACACUCAGUCCACAGACACGCCCACCUACACCCACACUCAAUCCACAGACACGCCCGCCUACACCCACACUCGGUCCACAGACACGUCCACCUACACCCACACUCGGUCCACAGACACGCCCGCCUACACCCACACUCAGUCCACAGACACGCCCGCCUACACCCACACUCAAUCCACAGACACGCCCGUCUGCACCCACACUCAAUCCACAGACACGCCCGCCUACACCCACACUCAGCCCACAGUGGCCGACAGUGGUAAUGUUACAGUGGAGGAAAGGACACCAAGGGCAGAUAAAUCAGCGCAUACAGACGCCUCUGUGCAGGAAACUGAACAGUCUUGCAAUGAGACCCCGACACAGUCGCAGGAUAGAUCCAACAGUAGGGUAUCAACUCAGAAAGUUAACUCACAGUCACGUGGGAAAAUGUCCAGGGGGAAACUGACACCAGUGAAUAACUUACAAACAGAGGAGGAAUUCAACAGGGAAACACAAACACAGAAUACGCUGGAUUGUUCCGGUCCAGGCGACGAGGUAACCAAGGCCUCUCACAUGGAUAUUGGUGGCAACAAGACGGGGUCAAUCACGAAGACAGAGGACCUCUCCAAUAGUGUGGUGCCAAGCUUUAGGACCCGCAAACGAAUUUCAUUUUUGGCAGCAGAGUUAGAAGCCACCCGCCGAGCAUCAAAAGAACAGUUUGUUGAGAAAGCAGAGGAAUUAAAUACAGUGAAAGGCACAGAGAAUAAAAUGAAAAAUAACAUAGCUGAAGUUCAAGACAGUGAUACUGAGAGCAUUGAGAUAAUAGCCAUGGAUGAUCAAGAGAUUGGACAGAAAUCGAAUCCCAGGAAAAGUUAUCAGAGAAAAAGCAUGCCUGCUGCAAUAAAAUGCACACAGUCAAAACCGCAGGAGAAGUCUGCCAAGGCUAAAGGUCAAGGGCAAAGAAGAGGUAAACAUGGGAAAUCCUUAACUCCCUUCGUUCCAGCAGAGAUGUCCCAGUAUGAUUCCCACGAAAAGCAGAUGUCCAGGAAAAGUCGGAGUAUGUGUGGGGAGAGGCCAGAACAUCAAAACUCACCAGAGACAAGCUCGCAGUUAUCAGGCAAUAAGUUGGGAGACUAUCAUCGUCCAGAGCAACAAGAUGGCGAUGACACUGCAUCCAGUUUUAUUCAGGAGUUUUUGUUCUUCACGAGGCAGAGGACGGAGCAGAACCACAAGUCGGUAAACCGUAAGACACAAGAAACAAUUAGGAACAAAUCGUCCCAGAGGAAGUUAUCAAAGGAUACGAAGAUCAGUAUAGACGAUUCAAUAGAUCCAAAUGAUGAGAUUGAGAAAUGGAAGAAAGGAAAGCCUAAAGUGGGCGGUAAAAGAAAGAAAAAAUCGGAGAUUAGUGAGGAGAAAGAGAUAUAUGUAGAAGUAACUGGAGAACCACAGUCGCAUUCUCCAGCAAAGCAAUCAAAAGGAAACAAGUCCUCACACAAGACUUCUAGGGAGAGGAAAAUGUCUUCUGAAGGCAGCCAGAAGUCUCAUCAUCUCAGAAGCAAAAACAAGAAAGAAAAUUGUGAAUUACCACUCGCUGAUGUGAAUACAUGUGAUGAUGAAGUUCUAAGUGAGAUAGAGGCCUCUGAGUUAGUGAUCGAGGGUGAGGAGGUCACAGACAGUCCAAAGCCUGCGGGAAAGAGGAAGUCAAGUGUCACAAAAGAAAGCAUUAAAAAAGUGUCAAAGAAGUCCAGGAAAUCCCGAAGUGUCACAGCUCAGCAUUCGUUAGAAGACUCUAGGACUGUAGACAAUGAACAAACCGAUCUACAACAAGUGGAUAAUUUCUCAGAAGACGAAAGAGAUCCAGUUUUUAAAAAUGAUAAAACUACAACAAGAGGAAGCAUGGUUACAGAUCAAAGUGGUGCGUGUGAAUCAACUUCAGAAGCUGUGCAGGGAACUCCAAAAGGUAGGAGAAAAAGCCGGACACAGCAAAAGUCGAGAAAAUCAUCCACUGGGGUAUCCCAUGUUUCAGAAGAGCAAGAGAAAACUGAAAUGGUGAAGCCAAGGCAAAAUGCUUCAGCUCAUACUAGUAGGUUUAUCAAUAGUUUUUUGUCAGAAGACCAUGAAAGGCAAGAAGUGGAUACAGGUACUAAAGACAAGGCUUCUAAAUCUAAGAGUACUAACAAGACAAGAAAAUCCAAAAGUAAGAAUGACUCAAUGCAAAGGAAAAUUGAUAGUGCACAAAAGUGUAGCAAGUUUCAAAACAAAACGUUUACAGGUACAUCUGAAGGAAAGUCAGCGAAAGAAGACAGGUGUGGAUUGGUUGGUGGUAGAAUGGGAAGGAAAUCCACUAGGAGUCUCCACUCAGAUGUCAUCGGCAGUAUUGAGAAACUACAGGGAACUACAACAGGGCUGGAAAAACCCGAGGAUUUCACAAGUAGUGUUGAGAAGGAUGCUGAUCCUAAUGACCUGUAUACCGAAAAAGAAAAAGUAACCUCAACAAGAAGUAAGAGAAAAAGGCAGAAGAGGAGUUUCCAGCAGGAGGAGGUAAAAAAGAGAGAUCGAUCAAUAAGAAGCACGAAAAGGAAAGAAAGUGAAGAGAACGGCGUUGUUAAUUCUAACCUGGAGGAAGAAGAUGCUGAAGGGAUCCAGGGCCAAACUGACAUUGUGAGUGAGCAUGCUGGGUCUAAUACAAACAAAAGUGAAAAUUUAUCAGCAAGGAACAGCAGACGACAAAGGAGGCUUAAAAGCUUAGAUUUACGUGAAGUUCCAAACGAGAUGAACAAGAGAAGGGGGGACAACUCUGUGAGAUCAGUGAGAAGUAAAAGUUUAGGAGGUCGUAAUGUUGGGGAGGGACUGGAAGCUGAGGCUGAUGAUGCAGAGAUUGAGGAGGAAGAUGUAAACAAUGGUACCAUCAAAGACGCUCCUGGAAAGACAUGUGACCAAGAUGAAGACCAGCAGGAUGAUGUCAGCAGAACAGAAAACCAUUGUCUGACUCCUGUGUCCCUGUACCAGGGGGAUGAAGACCUGCUCAAAAGUGGUGUCUCAUUCCGGCACAGAAACAGACAGUCUAUCAAGAAUUCUACCAUGAAUUAUACCUCAUCUGGCAGAAGUCCUGUACCCUUGACGAAGCACAUGAACCUUAUGAAUUCAUCCGCUCCAGGAUUGACACCAAUUCUAAAACAACCGGGAUCAGCAAAGCUUGGAAAGCGACGACGGGUAACCAUUAAUCAUCUGGUGCAGGAACAGACCUACCAAGUCCGUAAUGCAUCAGGAGAAAACCAGAAUCUUUCAACAAAUGCUGGUUCCCUGACCUCAUUUUCUAUGAAUGCCACACCAAUCCAUAUCUUCCAGACGACUACCAGUGAAUCUCCUGUACCCCAAGUUUUAAUGCCACCACAGCCCAAAAUUUUCCUUCCAGAAGAUGGCCCUGACGGAUUACGGAGGUCAAGACGAGUUCGGUGUCAGCCUGUGGCCUGGUAUAAAGGGGAACGACUGGUCUAUGAACGAAGGAAAUCAGGUUUGGGCAUCAAGAAAGUAGAGCCAUCUCAUGUAGAAAUGCUGAUGCUGGCUCAGGAAGCAAAACGAAAGAGAAACCUUAUGAAGAGGCGGAACAGAAUCCGUAAAGGGACUAAAGUUACCCCAUCCCCACGCAGGAAUUUGUCCGUGCACACCACACUGGAUCCAGAUUUACAAGACACUAGCGAUGAGGAAGUUCCUGUCUUAGACCCAAGCAUUAAUGAGGAAGUGUUAAUGGAAUGCUUCAGUUCUAAGGAUUCAGAGGUGUUUGUGGGACCAUCCAAACAUGAACCACUUUCCUCCGACCCCUACGUCAUGUCUCUUCGACUAAACCAAAGACAGUUUAUGUUGGGCAAUCUUUCUCUGAGGCCCCUCAAAUCAAAACCAAAACAGAUCGUCAAUGAGGGAACCAUGGCGUUCUGCUUACUGAAAGGAAAAAUAUCAGUCACUAUACACAGAUCUAAAAUGAUAGCAGAGGCUGGAGAUAUGUUUUUUAUUCCUCAAGGAAACACCUACAGUAUGGACAACUUGCGAAAAGAGGAGGCCAGGUUGUCAUUUUCCUGCUUCAAGUUCACCGACGUUGAUCACAAUGCUGUCAUUGAUUGAGAUGGUGUACAGGGAACCUGAUUCUGUCAGACGUUUCAUCACCAUUUGUUGACCAGUUUUGUAGUGUCAGUGUUGUUGUUUAGAAGUUCUCUUUCAGCAGGCUGUUUAAGAAGUGUCAAACAUUCUGGUGACCCAGUGAAAAUCUACCACCAGGUCACUAAAUUAUAGUAUUGUCAUUCAUCACUGUUGAAAUUAUGUCAUUUGAAAUGUUGUGUAUGGUCUAUGAAUGAAUGCAGAGGUGAUGAAAUUUGAUAUAAUUUUUAUCUGCAGUUCAGAUUAUUACUAUAUAUUUUAUGAUUCUGUACAGUAAUGUUAUGAGAUAUGUCAUAUUUUGAUAUAUUCAUCGCUUGCAUUUAUUUUGUUGAAAUGAAACUCCAAUGUAAUAGAAUUUAUGAGAGUUUACAUUAUAUUUUAAAUUGAACACAUUCUUUAGUCUUAGCAUUAAAGAUUUAAAAAAUCAGACCAUUAAUUUCCAUUUGAUUGUCACCGAUAUACAUGUAUGGCUGAAAUAUUGCCUAAUCAACAGAAAUAAACCACAGUCAUUGUAAUUCAUUUGAAUGAGUUCAGAGAUUCAAGGCUGCAAACUACGUGUAUAAUUUUGCAAUUUUCCCAGUUUUGUCAGUGAACAUGAAACUGUGGUAUUCUCGAUGUUCUGUUUUAUUAAAUCCCAAAUCAUAAUUUUUAACAAAUAUGCUGUUUUAUUAGUCAUUCUUUUGUUGUGACUCUUGGUCCAAGUAAAGCAGUGCAUCAGUGAAAUGCAACCUGUGUUUUUAGACAUUUUGUGUGUGUUAUGCUUUUAAAACAACUCUGAUUCUACUUGUUGAUGUCAGUAAAUCUGUAUUUUACAUGUAUAUAUGUUUUACAAGCAAAAUAAAUAUUUAGAGGCU